AUGUCUCUAACACCACUUUCCCUAGCAGUUUCUGUGCCCCCGCUAUCAAGCAACAUACUUGGUAUUCCAACUGGCCUUGGGCUUUCUGGGGCCCUCGCCAUACCUACGGCUGCCCCAGCAGGGCUAAGUGCUUCUCUCCCGAAUCCAAACAUCGUGGACGGAGUUAUUGGUGGUCUGGUUUCCGACCUUUUUUCGCCGUUGACAAAGUUCCCAACAUCCGACCUUCUGUCACUACCCGCCAUCUCGCUUCAGACCCCGCCGCCAGCAGCAAGCGCACCGGAUCUCUUGAGCGGUUUACUGUCAGGCCUAAGUGGUGCGCUACCCAGCGUUCUGAACGAUGCCGGUGGCCUGGUUUCUGGAAUCAUCAAUCCCGCCAUCUCGCCCCCAACAAGGGUUCCUGGAUUACUCCCCACGGGCUCCGUACCCACUGGCUUAGAAAGCGUUGUCGGAGGGGUUCUUUCGGAAGUGGUAAUUCCAGCUGUUUCGGCCCUUCCAAAUCUUCCUGGGUCAUUCCCCACGGGCUCAGUGCCUAAUAUCUUGGAAAGUGCUGUAGGGGGGAUUCUCUCUGAAGUGGUGAAUCCGGCUGUCUCUCCUUUGACGAACGUACCUGGAAUACUGCCCACAUCUUUGCAACCGGACCUCGCGGAAAGCGUUAUAGGUGGCGUUAUAUCUGGGAUCGCAAAUCCAAAGCCUUUGUCUUUGACCGACAUUCAGGGGUUGCUGCCCUCCCUUUCACAACCCGACGCUGUGGAAAGCAUUGUCGGUGGAGUCAUAUCUGGAAUACUGAACCCAGGUAUUCCAACUCUGACCAGCGUACCGGGAUUGCUGCCCACAGCACCGGUUUCUAACUUGAUAGGCAACGUUGUCAGUGGCUUGUUCUCUGGCCUGCCGACCGCGGCAGUCCCAUUCCCUGAUAACUCGAACGGGCCAAACCCGCUUGCCACAGGCUUGCCAACUCAAAUUCCUGGAAACUUGGUCGACGGCUUUGUUAGCGGGCUGUUUUCGGCGCUACAGAGCCCGAUCGUCCCCCCUAUCGUGUCGAACGUGCUACCCGAGGCGUUGCCGUCUAUCUCUGCCGGAUUAGAAAGCCUUGUUGGCGGCUUGCUGUCUGACUUGAGCAAUCCAAUCAUCCCUUCUGUGGCAGUUUCGACCGUGCCCAAAUUGUUACCGACGGCAUUGCCGUCCAUCGCCCUUGGAAGCUUGGUCGAAGGAAUCAUCUCUAGCCUUGCUAGCCAGUCACUUUUGAAUGUUGAGAGUGCUAUAGGCGGCAUCCUGUCCGAAGUUGGAUCUCCGUCUAUUUUGCCUUUGCCCUCAGAGUCGCAGGUGCCCAUACCGACUCCAACAGGUCCGGAUGUGAUCGGGGGCAUCUUGAGCGGCCUGCAACCUCCAUCAGGGAUCCUAAAUGGUUUGCCGACGAUUUCGCAACCGAACAUUGGAGAUGUACUUUCCAAUCUUGCAGGGCCAGGAUCCAGCCUACUCACGAUAGUCAACACAGUGAGGCCGCCGUCGACAACUCAAGCUCCCAAUCUUAUCCAGAAUCUACUUUCAGGUUUGGCGAGUGGCCUUCCUCAGGCUCCUGAGUCUGCCCAGAAUCUACUUUCAGCAUUGGCGAGUGGGCCCCCUCUACCCGUUUCUGCUCCCCCUAAUGUCAUUGGAGACUUGCUGUCCGGUCUGGGCAGUCUCGGGCUGGGCGCGGGUCUGCCUUCACCAACUAUCGCUCCAAUCGACGUUAUUGCUAGUGAGUUGUCUGAAUUAGGCAACAUAGAAUCUGGUAUUGCCCCAAGUCGAUCCCUUGCACCGAAUGAGAUUGAGAACCUGCUUUCAGGUGUAGCCGCCGGCUUGCAAACGCCGAUUCCGCCAGGUGUGCUCAAUAGUGUCUUGGCAGGAGUAGGCAAUCUUGGAUCUGGCAUCGUACUUCCAACUUUGUUGCCCUCUAACGUCGCGGGGAGCCUGCUAUCUGGCGUGGUAGCGAAUCUGCCAGCAUCUGCUGCACCUGCGGUGUUCAACAGCAUAUUGUCAGGCCUUGCUGGCCUGGGCUCAGGCAUUGUACUUCCGACUUUGUUGCCAUCCCCCAUUGUUGAGGGCCUCUUAUCUAGCGUAGCAGUGAAGUUCCCUGCAUCUGUUCCGCCUGACGUCGUCAACAGUUUAUUGUCUGGAAUAGUCGGGUUCGGCUCUGAAAUCGCCAUUCCGACCCUUUUGCCAUCCCCAGGAAACACCAUCGCCAGUGAUAAUCGGCCCGGUGCUGCAGACAGCCUCUUGGGAAAUCUGGCAUCGAACCUAGCUCCAGGAGUGAUCCUAUCUGAUUUGGCCUCCGGUCUUGGCCUUGGUGCGCCAAGUCAACUGCCUCCGAUUAUCUCUGGAGCUGCUUCUGCCUCAAGUUCUGCUGGCGGCCGCGGUGAUGUUAUCGGGGGCCUAUUUUCCGGUUUGAUCCCUCCAGCAACCGCACUACCAAAUGACAUCUUCAGUCAGAUCCCAGGCAUUCUGCCUUCCACUCUCAUCCCUGGUGCUGUAGGAGGACUGGUAUCGAAUCUGGCAACAGAAGGAGUCUUGCCCACGAUUAUCCCAUCUGUUCUUCUACCGAGCGUUACCAACCUUGGCAAUAUUGGAGACCUUGGAGGAGUACUGUCUGGAUCGCAGCUAUUUCCACCUUUGACACUUGCUACCGGGGUCCCGGUACCUCCACAGUUUCCAAUUUCCGCUCCCAACAUUGACGUUGUGUUAUCUGACCUGCUGUCGAACAUUAAUAUCGGCUCACCGACGGUGGCAACUCUAGUCCCCUUGCCUAGCAUCGCGAAUCCUGGCAUUGUUGAAGGGUUAGUAAGCGGGAUACUCUCUGCUGUGGAACUACCAUCCGGUCUAUCUCUUCCUACGGACAUCUCGCUACCCCAAUUGACCGGUCUGCCUUCCCCAGAGGCCAGCUUGCUUCCCGGACUGCUUUCCAGCAUAUUGGCAGGUGCUUCUUCACGAGGCUCGGCAGCUCCAGUUUCUAGCAGUCCAAAUUCUGGCCCAGUUGAUAACCUAUUGAACGGGCUAUUUUCUAACGGAAGAUUGAGCUCGCUGUCGAGACCCACGUUGACGGCUGCUUCUGCUAGUCCUAGCAAUACCGGAAUCCUCAACAAUUUGGUCAGUGACCUAUUUACGAAUGUGGCUAUCCCGACGACCUUGGCGCCUCCUGACUUCUCCAAGCCAGGAGUCAUCGGUAAUCUUGUCAGCGACAUCCUUGACAACUCAGUUGUACCGCAAUCACCUUCCAUCGAUGUUCUUUCCAGUAUCAACGUUCCCGGCGUUGUCGACGGGCUACUGUCGGAUAUACAUGCACCCUCUUUUGCUGUCUCGAUACCCCAGCCAAGCAUAACAGCAGGAGAUGCUAUCGGGAGCCUUGUUGGCGAGCUGGCGUCCGGCCUUGUGAAUCCGCUGUCUCAAAUUCCUGCGCUUGCGACCCAAAUUCCGCCAAUCGAGUCUAUCGUCAGCAAUGCUCUUUCAGAUCUCUCACUGGCAGCUAUUGGCUUACCGACUGCAGUGCCUGGGAUCCCUCCAUCGACCGCUCUUGGAAGCAUUGUGGACGAGCUGGUCUCAAGCCUUGUCCAUCCCCUCACACAGAUUCCCGCGCUUGCUACCCAGCUUCCCGAGAUCGAAUCUAUCGUCAGCAAUGUUCUUUCGGGUCUCUCACUACCAGCUAUCGGCUUACCCACUGGGUUGCCCUCCGCAACGAAUGUUCUGGAGAGCGUUGUGGACGACGUUGUCUCAGACCUCGGAAGCCCAGUUUUGUCCUUGUCACUUCCCACUAUCAGUCUCACUGCCGUGGAUGGCCUUGUCAGCAACCUGAUCUCAGGGUUGGCUAUACCUACAGCUCUAUUUUCGAACGUUCACAACCUGAUUUCAUCCGUCACGCCUGCGCAUCCAAGUGACAUUCUUGGCGGGCUGAUAUCGAACCUUGGUCCUGAUGGUACAUCCUUGCCAACGCCGUCCGUCUCCUUCCCUGCGUUGUCAGGCGUUGAAGAUAUUGUCAGUGAUGUGGUUGGAGGCCUGCCUUCGGACUUGGGGGCACUGGUGCCUUCCGUUUCAGUUGCGCUCCCUUCUGUUGCGCUCCCUUCUGUUGCGCUCCCUUCUGUUGCGCUCCCUUCUGUUGCGCUCCCUUCUGUUGCGCUCCCUUCUGUUGCGCUCCCUUCAGUCGUGUUCCCUUCAGUCGUGCUCCCUCCAGUUGCGGUUCCGUCGAUCGCGCUACCUUCGGUGCCUCAACCGUCGCUUUCGCUACCGGGCCUCCCUGGCGACCUUGUCGACAACCUCUUAUCUGGUCUCACAAGAACUACCCGCCGCUCUCCCGUCGCCACUGGAUCACAGUCACCUACUGCUACGAGGAGUGCAGAUAUCGUGGACGAAAUCGUAGAUGGCAUAAUGAACGGCCUAGGAUCCGGCGGCCCAUCUACAGAAACCAAUACUCCAUCAGGAAGCUCGACCCGACGUUCAGAUCUUAUAGGCGGACUUAUCUCUGGACUUGAGUCUGGCCUUGUCCAGGCCACGACAGUGCGACCUAUCACGACCCGCAUCAAUGCUGUUGACAGCGUGGUCGCCGGCUUCAUUUCCGGACUGGCCAACUCAGGGGCAUCAUUUGCCCUGAUCGACAACCUAGUUUCAAAUGUAUUUGCAGGUGUCACUUCGCCAACAGCAGCCCCAGAGUCAUUGACGGGAUUGCCGUCCAACAUUGCCAGUAGCUUAUUAGACAACGCCCUGUCAGGACUCAGUGCCAUAUCAGUACCAGCACUCAUACCUACCCAAAAUUCCUUCUUACAAACAAUACGCCCUACGAUUUCACCUGUUCUCACGCCUGUUCUUCCGCUAUCUCUGCCAGAAGCAACUGGGCUCGAAUCUUCUGCGCUGCCUCCUAUCAUAAACAUACCCAUAUCGAUACCUUCUUUGCCAGUUGGUCAGCUUCCUUCGGACCUUGGACUAGGUGCGCUUGCUUCUAACAUCGUUCCUGCUCCUCCAACAUUGCCAGGGAACCCAGUUGGCGCUUUAUCAUCCAACAUCAGUCUCGGGAAUGCGGGCUCUACUGGCACGAGACAACCGCAGACUACGCAAAUACCUGCUCCGUUGAUCGACGCGAGUAUAUCUUUGGGUUUACUCGAAGGAUUAUGUCCAGGGCCCUCAUGUCGUACAGCAACUCAGAGUGCUCCUCUCAUAGAUUUGGGUCUAUCCUUGGGUGUCCUGGAGGGUUUGUGUUCAGGCCCGUCAUGCCGCUCCGAGCCUGCCCCAGCCACGGUGAGGGCUACCUUGACACAACCACCUACGACCUUUAUCACGUCAAGAAGGUCAAAUCAGCCUCCUCUGAUAGAUGCCAGCGUGAACUUGGGCCUACUUGAAGGCUUGUGUCCUACUUGCUCUGCAACAGGGGCCCCUCCCUUGAUUAAUCUGGACUUGAGCUUGGGGCUAUUGGAAGGGCUAUGUCCAGGGCCGUCAUGCCGUCUGCAGUCCACGCUUGCAGUAUCAUAUGUCACUUCUACUUCGUCACCGAGGCCUGAUACUGCACCCAGUGCCGGGAAUUUGGUUGGCGGCUUACUCAGUGCUAUUGGACUUGGUGGUGCUGCUUCAUCAAGAGCGACCGGGCCCACUCCCAGCAAUAGGCCCUCUUUGUCCCCUAUUCCUGGCGGCGGUGACUUGCUUGGUAACCUUCUCUCCGACCUUGGAAUUGGUGGGAACGCUGCAUCUUCUCUGCGAUUACCAGCUUCUUCCAUUGUUUUAACACAAGCUGCGCCAGUCUCAAGUAAUUUGCCCGACAACGUACUUGGCACUCUGCUUUCGAAUCUCGGUGUAGGCGGCCCUGGUUCUACCCUUCAGCUUUCAGGCCUCUCAUCAACGAGCACUCUCCCACCCAAUGCUCUUGAAAAUCUGUUGUCGGGGCUUGGAAGUCUACCCGGCCCUACAAUUCUUCCGGAGAAUGUGGUCGGAAGCUUGUUUUCUGCUAUCGGAACAAUAACGACGCCAACAGGUCUUCCGGCUGAUGUAUUACAGGGCAUCUCCUCUGUUAUCGGCGCGUUACCCAGUCCGACAGUCCUAUCUCCCAACAUCAUUAACAGCUUGGUCUCGUUCCUCGGGGCCGUGCCAACCCUAACAGGUGUACCGACUAAUAUUGCACAGAACCUCUUAUCUGCAAUCGACAGCCUAACAAUGCCACCUGGCCUCUCUUCUAAUGUUCUGGGAAACCUUGAUUCUGCUCUGGGGAGUGUACCGAAUGCGGUUCCAACAUUUGUCCCGGACAUUCUUAGUGACCUCCAGUCUAAACUCGGUGGCAGUCCACCGCUUCCCACUGCUUCCAUUAGUCAAACUGAUUUCCUGAGCACUUUACUGUCAGAUCUUGGGCUUCUUACGGGAACACCUAUCGUCACUGGAUCUGUUCGUCCGGAGAUAACGAGUGCUUUCAACGCCCUAGACAGUCUCUUCUCGAGCCUUGCUAGUGGAGACCUGCUGUCUACGCCUACUAGGUCUUCGUUGGACUUUGCGAGCAAUGCACCCGAUCUGCUGAGCGGUGCGCUUUCCAAUAUUGCAGCCAUCCUUCCUUCACUUACUGGUCUUCCGCCUCUAGGGCAGACCCCCAGCGUUGACUUGGUCAGUGGAGUGCUCUCAGGUCUAGCUUCACAACUCAGCAGGUCUACGAAAGCGGCAGCAAGUGCUGGAAACGUACCAACGAACAUUCCUGUCGAUCCUUUUGGUGGUCUGACUUCAAAUCUUGGGGACAUUCUUGGCCGACCAACCUCAGCAGCUUCCGGUUUGCUUCCUCCACCGACCAGUGCGCCAAAUCUGAUUGACGACCUGCUGUCAAACUUGGGGGCUAGUCAACUUUCUUCACCAACUCAAAGUCUUCCUGGAUUUCCCAUUCCACCCAAUGUUCCAGCGGAGUUGCUCAGUGCCUUAAUCUCUAAUGUCGGACCUUUACCCGCUCAGCCGACUCGCACUCUUCCUGGCCUUCCCAGCCCACCUAAUAUUCCAGCGGAACUGCUCAGCGCACUACUAUCUAACAUCGGAACGCUACCUGCACAACCGACGCCUUCGCUCAAGGCGGGCACCACCCCAUCUAUUCCUUUUUUAGGUGGGACUUUUUCCGGGCUUGGUACCUUGCCUGGAGUAGCGUUACCUACGGUAUCGUUGGGCUCGAUUCUCCCAACCCCAGCCAAUCCACUUGAUCUUGGCAGCUCUUUUUUAGGUGGGGUCCUCUCCGGGCUUGGUACCUUGCUUGGGGUGACGUCUCCUUCGAUAUCGUUGAGCUCGAGCCCAGCAGGACUUAGCGACCUUUUGACGGGCCUCGGCAAUAUCAUACCAGCACCCCAGACGACCUCCAGGACCCCGAGUGAAGUAGCAGCUGUCUCCUCCUCUAGAGCUCCCUCUUCCAAUCUGGUGAACAAUUUGCUCUCCACUCUUGGUGUCGGAUCUAGACCAACUACGACAGCUGCCGCCGAGUCUUCCGCUACCAUCGAUGAGGGCAAUUCUAAUGCAUUGGGUUCAUUGCUGUCAGGAGCUGAAGAAGCCUUGCAAUCUGUAACGUCCAGCCGGGGCAGUCCACGUGCAAGUGGUGUCAUCAUACCACCACAGUCCACCCCACAGACUACCAACAGAGCUCCUCUCAAUCCUAGUGACGUCUUCAGCAUCCUCCCUGUAUUCGGGUCGUCUUCAGACUUGAACAGUCCGCGCACGCUCCAAACUUCAAUCAUCACAAGCCCUUCGAACGCUGUCUUCAUUUCAUGCGCGCCAGUGCCGCAACCGUUACUCAAUGUGGGCGGUCUACUCAACGGAUUACUCGGCGGUCAAACACCAGCACCUACGCUGACCACUUGUGUUACUAUCAUCAAUCGGCCUUCCACUGUGCUCCCGACACCUCUAACUCGCGCCUCUGGCGCUCAAUCGGUCGUCGACCUUUCUCUAGGAUUAACAGACUCGGAUCUCCGUCUCCCGUCAUACCCGCCAAUUCCAUUCCAGUCGAUGUAG
This is a messenger RNA of Paraphaeosphaeria sporulosa, 7977 nucleotides long. RefSeq lists its product as uncharacterized. NCBI's taxonomy places the organism in Eukaryota, Fungi, Ascomycota, Dothideomycetes, Pleosporales, Didymosphaeriaceae. Bases 1 to 7977 code for a protein of 2658 amino acids. The transcript has 2 exons. The record is from RefSeq and is a predicted model, not a curated record.